AUGACUACGUUCAGGUUCUGCCGUGACUGUAACAACAUGCUGUAUCCGCGCGAGGACAAGGAGAACCAGAGACUGCUGUUCGAGUGUAGGACCUGCUCGUACGUGGAGGAGGCUGGGACGCCGCUGGUGUAUCGACACGAGCUGAUUACGAACAUCGGGGAGACGGCGGGGGUCGUGCAGGACAUCGGGUCUGAUCCCACGCUUCCGAGAUCCGACAGAGAGUGUCCCAAGUGCCAUUCAAGAGAGAACGUGUUCUUCCAGUCGCAGCAGCGCAGAAGCGACACGUCGAUGGUGCUGUUCUUUGUGUGUCUGGCGUGCUCGCACAUCUUCACCUCGGACCAGAAGAACAAGAGGACGCAGUUUUCAUGA
This is a messenger RNA of Torulaspora globosa, 369 nucleotides long. RefSeq names its product DNA-directed RNA polymerase II core subunit RPB9 (gene RPB9). Gene Ontology annotation, molecular function: nucleic acid binding; zinc ion binding; DNA-directed RNA polymerase activity. Lineage: Eukaryota; Fungi; Ascomycota; Saccharomycetes; Saccharomycetales; Saccharomycetaceae. Gene Ontology annotation, biological process: DNA-templated transcription; transcription-coupled nucleotide-excision repair; transcription initiation at RNA polymerase II promoter. Gene Ontology annotation, cellular component: RNA polymerase II, core complex. The record is from RefSeq and is a predicted model, not a curated record. The transcript has a single exon. The coding region runs from base 1 to 369 and encodes 122 amino acids.